Molecule: messenger RNA, 951 nt
Organism: Naegleria fowleri
Lineage: Eukaryota; Heterolobosea; Eutetramitea; Acrasida; Naegleriidae
Exons: 2
Coding region: 1-951 (316 amino acids)
Biological process (GO): cilium assembly
Cellular component (GO): cilium; intraciliary transport particle B; centrosome
Source: RefSeq, a predicted model, not a curated record
AUGCUAAAGCUCGCCAAACUUUUGAACGAUGCAACAGAACUUGCCAAAGCCGUAGAGGAAAAUGAAGAUUACGAAACCGCUACUCUUCAACAAUUAAACAGCUCAAAAUUUCAAUUAAAUGUGAAACAAAUCAGAAGCAUUGCAAGUGAGCUUACCGAACUCGGUGCUGAAUUGCACGACUUGUUGGGAAAAGAAAUGGAAUUAAAGGUAGAGCACAUUGAAAAGAAAAAUAUGGAGGCUGUUGAUAUGAUUUCGGAGUUACAAAAAUCAAUUAAUGAUCUUAAAAAAGACGAAGAAAGCUUGAGGGAUAAAAAAAAGAGAAAAGAAACAGAACUGGAGAGAGCUAAAAAACGGUUGUCUCGAGUUUCAAACUUUAGACCUGCAUUUAUGGACGAAUAUGAGCAAAAAGAGCAAGACCUUCAAGAAUUGUACAAGAAAUAUGUCGAAAAAUACCGAAAUAUUGAAUAUUUGGAGCAUGAACUUGAAAAGCAUAGAAAAGCUGAGGCAGAAAUUGUGGAAGAAAACAAGAGAAGGUUAAAGUUGCUUCGAAAGAAACUGAGAGCAGAUGACCUCAAGUAUCUGAGAGGGGAAAACCAGGCCACUUAUGACGAUGAAGAGGAAGAAGAAGAAGCAGAUGAGGAAGAGGAAGAAGAGGAAGGAGAGACUGAGACUGGAAAUGAUGAGGACGAUGAAGAAGAUGAAGAAUCUGAUAACGACGUGGAUAUUAAGUCUAGCCAAAAAGCAAGGCCACGUGCAGCCAGUGGAAGAAGGCCUGAGGGCAGAACAACCACGACCAAUCAACAUUUAGUUAACACCGCAGCUAAAAAAACGAGAGGUGUGACAGAUGGGUAUGACUCUGAUGAAUACAUGGAAUCAGAUGAAGACAGCUAUAUGAACGGUAAUGACGAAGAAAACAUGAUAGAGUCAGAUGAUGAAGGAGACUCUUUCUAA